Molecule: messenger RNA, 1454 nt
Organism: Impatiens glandulifera
Lineage: Eukaryota; Viridiplantae; Streptophyta; Magnoliopsida; Ericales; Balsaminaceae
Product: proline-rich protein 4-like
Exons: 2
Coding region: 54-1208 (384 amino acids)
Source: RefSeq, a predicted model, not a curated record
GUAUUGUACAGUUCAUAUUUGCAAUAGUGAUCAAUAGGGAAACUUUUUUCCCCAUGAUGGAAGGCCCUAUGGGAAGAGUAGUUCUUUUGAACUUUCUCUUAUUUCUGUUUGCUUCAACAACAACAAUCUGUCAAGCAAAAAACAAGAUUACACAUUUCGAAGUGAUUGGCAAUGGAGAAUGCGCAGAUUGUGCAGAAAACAACAUCCAUACCGUUGAAUCCUUUGCAGGGCUUCAUGUUACCAUUGAAUGCUUGUCUGGGAAGGGAGAAACGAAAAGAAAAGGAGUCGGAAAGCUUGACAAAGAAGGGAAGUUCAAAGUUACAAUUCUCGACAAUGAAGGACUAAAGGAGGGUGAGGAAUGCUACGCUCGGCUCCAAAGUGCGUCGAAAAAGCUAUGCCCGACCCAUAAUGAACUCAAGUCUUCGAAGAUUGUAUUCAAACAGGAAUCAAAUGGAAAACAAGUUUUCAGCACUUUUGGGAAACUUCGAUUUUCAACAACCACAUGUGUAUCUGCUUUCUGGUGGCCACCUUAUUAUUACCAUCCACUUCCAAAACUCCCACCUUUGCCUGCAUGGAAGAAACCAUUUCCACCUUUCCCUUCUUUCCCUCCUAAAGUUUACCCUCCAAUUUACUUUCCUCCUAAAGUUUACCCUCCAGUUUACUUUCCUCCUAAAUACACUAAGCCUCUUCCACCUCCCGUCCCUGUUUAUGAAAAACCAUUGCCACCUCCUGUCCCUGUUUACGAACCACCCGUUCCAGUUUACAAACCAAAGCCACCUGCCCCUGUUCCAGUUUACAAACCAAAGCCACCUGCCCCUGUUCCAGUUCCAGUUUACAAACCAAAGCCACCUUCCCCUGUUCCAGUUUACAAACCAAAGCCACCAGCCCCGGUUCCAGUUUACAAACCAAAGCCACCUGCACCUGUUCCAGUUCCAGUUUACAAACCAAAGCCACCAGCCCCGGUUCCAGUUUACAAGCCAAAGCCACCUGCCCCGGUUCCGGAAUACAAACCAAAGCCACCUGCCCCAGUUCCGGAAUACAAACCAAAGCCACCGGUUCCAGUUUACGAGCCAAAGCCAAUUCCUCCGUCGAUUCCAAUUUACAAGAAACCAUGCCCACCAAUUAUUAUCCCUUCAAUUCCACCAAAGUAUUUUAACCAUCCCAAGUACCCAUUGCCACCAUACCCUCCUUAUGCAUCUCAUCCUUAAAAAAAUAAUAAUUAUUCUCAUUAUGAUGUGAUUGUUUCAAGUCUUCAAAUGCAUUAAUAAGGUCUCCUAGCUCAACAACCAUAAACAUAUUUGUGAGAUAGAGAGGUGGUGAUAUUAAUUAUAUAUGGAAAUUAUAUUAUUUAAUUAUUGCUUGGGUUGUUAUUUUAAUUUUGAGUGAUAGCUGUAAUUGUUUGUGAGGUUGUGAGUUUCUGUAAAUUUUUAUUAUUGGUUGUUUUUAUUAUAUCA